Cuscuta europaea is the source of this 1646-nucleotide messenger RNA. Lineage: Eukaryota; Viridiplantae; Streptophyta; Magnoliopsida; Solanales; Convolvulaceae. The record is from the annotation of a GenBank genome assembly.
GAAGAGAUUUCCUAGCCUUUCUCUUAGGGAGAUCUAACCGUUCUUUCGGGAAAGAGAAAUCACGUGGAUACCAAAGGUCAAGGAUUAUCACCGCUAGGCCGGAAGAUCUGCUUUUAGGAAUGUCGAAUUUAUCAUUGAGAAGUAUCUUGGAUACAUGCAAGCUUACUGGACCAAACUUUCUGGACUGGGAAAGAAAUGUACGAUUAGUUCUUAGACAAGAAAAUAUUGAGUAUGUGUUAGACACACCGGUACCCAAGAUUCCUGAUGCCAACUCUCCCGAGUUUGCCACGUUUGACCUGACUGCUCGAGAGAAACACGUCACUGAUGCUAAAACUGUACAAUGUGUUAUGUUGGCUGCAAUGUCUAUGGAGUUGCAAAGGCAACAUGAUAGGAUGAGCGCCUUCGAGAUGCUUGAACACUUGAAAAAUCUGUUUGAUUCGGAAAGUCAGACUCUAGAGUAUGAACUUCUGACAAACAUUUUCAAGUGUAGGCUUCAAGAGGGUGGCAACGUGUCUGAGCACGUCCUCAAAAUGAUUGGCUUAAUUGAAAGAGUUGUUAACACCGGAAUUAAGUUUGAGGAUCGUGUCUCAACUGCUAUCAUCCUAUAUUCGCUUCCAAGUUCAUUUACUAACUUCAUUGUGAAUUAUAAUUUGAACAAAACGAAAGCGACCAUGCCUGAACUCCAUAACAUGCUCAAGUCUUAUGAAGCCUCAACCUCUAAAGGAAAGACUGUUCUUAUGGUAAGCUCUAAUGCUACGUCUCGUUCUAAGAACAAGAAUAAGCAAAAGAAGAAAGGUAAGGUUGGACCUACUCCUACAGCUCUGAAGCCUAAAGGUGGAGGUCAUAUGAAGCCAAAGGUUGCAAAGGAUGUUUGCAUCUACUGCAAAGAGAAGGGGCAUUGGAAGAGAGAUUGUGAGUUGUAUAAGGCUAAUCUAGCCAAAGCAUCGGGUGCUUCAAGCUCAGAAGCAUGAGAAGCAGUGUAGCAGUUGGACUGGGUAAAAUUGACCUACGCGUGAAGGUUGGAGCAAAAGUUGUUGCUGAACGCAAUAGGAUCUUAUAGUUUAGACUUGCCCAAUGGUUUUAGAUUAGAAUUAAAUAAUUGUUAUUUUAUUCCUUCUAUUACCAAGAAGAUUAUUUCCAUUCAUAUGUUAGACAUUAAAAGAUUUCUAUUUCCAUUUUGCUAAUAAUAAUUGUUAUUUUCAUAAAAUGGUGUUGUUGUGGAAAUGCUUUUCUUAUGAAUGGUUAAUUAUCAAUCGACAUAUUAGAUAUUAAAUGAAUAAAAUAAAAGGAUCUCGAUUAAGUAAUCAGAAAAAUUACUACCUAUCUAUGACAUUGCAAACUUGGUCAAAUUAAUGAAACAAGAAUAGCAACGUUAAAUGAAUUAGAUUAUUUAACACCAUUUGCUUUUGAGUCAUAUGGAAAUUGUGAAUCUUGUCUUUCAAGCAACUUGACUAAUAAACCUUUUCUAGGAAAAAGGAUAGCAAGCCAAAGAGUACUUAAGUGAAAUUUCUGAUUUAUUUAAAAGGUCAAAGAAUUCCAUCAUAAUGAACUCCUCCAGAACACCUUAGAAGUCUGGCGUUUCUGCAAGGAGAAAUAGGGCUUUGUUAGACAUGGCUAGAUCUAUGAUGAAUUCAUUUUCUCUUCCA